AGAAACCCCCAUCCAGAUGGAGCUGCUGCGGCUUUGAGAGCAGGAGAGGGCGGCCGGUAGGGCGGAAGUGCCGGGACACACUGCGGAGCCAGUGCAGCCAUGGGGAACGCUCAGGAGAAACCCCCCAGCGGUGGGGGAGGGGGAUCCAGACCGGAUCGGACUGCGGCGCAGACUGGGAGCGGACGCACGGCAGGGAAGGAGCCGGGGGCUACGGGCAAGGGAGCGGCCAAUGGGACCGGGAGGUUCCCCGCCCGGGGGGCAGAGGAACCGGGCUGCCCCGCAGCGGACACCGCUUAUCUGGACGCCCCUGCUGGGUCUCUACCCCCCCACCUGGCACGGAUCAAGAACGAGGGCAACCACCUCUUCAAGCACGGCCAGUUUGGGGAAGCCUUGGACCAGUACAGCCAGGCUAUUGAAGCUUGUGCUGAAGCAGGCAUCAGCAGUCCAGAGGACCUGUGCAUCCUCUACUCCAACAGAGCCGCCUGCUACUUCAAGGAUGGCAACAGCACCGACUGCAUCCAGGACUGCACCAAGGCCUUGGAUCUGCUGCCGUACUCCUUGAAGCCCCUGCUGCGCAGAGCCAUGGCCUAUGAGUCACUGGAGCGCUACAGGAAGGCCUACGUGGAUUAUAAGACCGUGCUGCAGAUAGACGCCGGGGUGCAGGCCGCCCAGGACAGCGUGCACAGGAUCACCCAGAUGCUCAUCGAGCAGGACGGGCCAAGUUGGAGGGACAAGCUGCCCGAGAUUCCCGCGGUGCCGCUGUCCGUGCAGCAGCGACAUCGAGAGACGCCCGUCAGCGUGGAGCAGGCCCGGGCGCGAGCGGCCAGGGCGGCGCAGGAAGAAGUCAGACGAAAAGAGGCCCGAGUCAGUCUCCUCAAACAGGAAGGCAACGACUUGGUCAAGAGGUGUCACUUCCACGACGCUCUGCACAAAUACUCGGAAUGUAUCGCCAUCAGAGGAGACGAAUGCGCCCUCUACACAAACAGAGCCAUUUGUCUUCUGAAGCUGAGUCGCUUCGAGGAGGCCAAACAGGACUGCGACGCAGCUCUCCUCCUGGAGCCCACCAACAAAAAAGCCUUCUACAGACGAGCGCUGGCUCAUAAGGGACUCCAGGACUACCUAUCGGCCAGCAGUGACCUCCAGGAGGUCCUACAGCUGGAUCCCAAUGUCAGAGAGGCUGAGGAGGAGCUUCUGGUGGUGACUGGCCUGCUGAGACAGAGCCUCAUGGAGGGCGGCGCCCACACAGCCAGGACUCUUCAGGUGUGAUGGAUCCUCGAGGAGAAUUUUGGAGAUGGUAGCUUUGCGGUGGAACGUUCCAAUCCCUUCUUCCAAGGUCAAAUGCAAAAAGAAAAACGUGGUCUGAUUGUGCCUUACUGAGAUUUCGGCCACUUAUGAUGCAGUAGGCCAACUUGUGGAGAAGGUGCAUGUUAGAGGAAACGCAGCGUAAAUUCUGACUCCAAAAUGAUUGCAUAGAAAGUAGCCCGUCCAUCGGCCAUCUGCCACAGCAGUGAUCAUCUCCUAAAGGUGGCUUGACCGACGACAUCGACGGCUAUGUGCACAUUUCAUCAACCACACAGACUUCAUUUGAAAACUUUAUUAUUUAAAAGAUAUGCAUUUAGAUGCACGUUACAAAGCCAAUAAUUAGUAAAUAUAUGCUUUUUUUUUGUAUGACCAAGUUAUAAAAUGGGGGAAAAAAAAGCCUGGCACCAGUCUUUAAGAAUGAUGAUAUAAGACUAAUUAAAAAAACAAACAAAAAAAACAUCCCUCAUAACGUCUUUUGUGACCUAGUUAGAAAAUAAAAAAAGGCCAUGGUAUAUGCAAGUCUACGUCUGGUACCUUGAAAUAAAAAAAAAUCCUCUUGUAGCAUUCAGAGGCUUAACAGCUUUCAUUUGGAGCAUCAAUAAUAGGAAAACCUUGCAAAGUGAUUUUCCCAAAAGGCACUUAGGAGGGGCAAACAAUUAUAACAUUUCAAGCAAAAUGGGUAUAACAGUAAAAGAAGGAGUGAAGUUUGGACUAAAGGGAAUAAAACCUAAAAAAAAGAUGCCACUUUUGCAUGUUUGUUUGUGGCUGCUACACUGCUUGUUUCAAAAUGUCACUUUGGUCAGUCCAAGACGAUUAAAAGAAAGACUUGAGAAGCAACGCAUGUGCUUUCUUCAAUGUUUUUUUUUUUGCAUAGGUUCAAACCGCAAAUUAAUUUUAGCUGACCCAUUUUGUCUGGCUUGUUAAAAAAAACGCAACAUUUUUAAUGAAAAUAAAAGGCUACACCACAGAUCUUGGAGGCCUUGUGAUGUUUGAUUAAAAAAACAAAACUUUGGACCCAACACAGGGCUGCAACAUAAAAAAAAAAAAAACUUUCCCAAAAUGGAAAAUAACAGUAAGCAGGACACCAACAAGUAAUAGGAGCAAAAUACAAGGUAAAUAACCACCGUCUGUUUGAGUUUCGCUUCAAACGUGCUCAACAGCUAAAGUGUGUUACUGAAUGGUCCCUAAAAAUGGCGGCACGGUGGCAGACGCAGCGAUGGAGAUGAAAAAAAACCUAUUAUGUCAAAAUGAACCUGCCCACGUACAUUCAAGUCGACCUCCGUAAAAGACCUUGAUGCUCUAGUUCCACGCUGCGAAACAUCUCGCCAGUCUGACCACAUGGACUCCCAUUGCCGACUCAGUAAACCAUAACCCCCAGUCCACGCCGACAUUCUCCUUCCUGUCCUUCCUGUGAAACAGCCAAUAGGACGUAACCAGACUCCCACUUAAGACAGACGUUAUCGGUGAGUAAGUUUAGAUGUCAGUUUGUAUGCAGCGCCUCCUUGUGGGGCUCACAGGCAGUGUGGCGGCGUCAUGAGUGGUUCCGCUGAGGUCCCCCUGGGGGUUGGCGGCGUCGCAUGCACCCUCUUCGGUGAUGAAGAGAACCGCCCCACCUUCCUUGGGGGAGGCGGGCGGCGAUGUGGACACGAGGCAGUGGCUGAAGGCAGAGUGGCUCCUUUGAGGCGGGAGGUGCUCCAGGCGGUCGUGCUCCACCUCGGGCAUGGGCGUGACGACAGCGGGCUCGGCCAAUGCGACCGAGGUGGCGGCGCGGGUCUCCGGUCUAGGGGUUUCCGGGUCGGAGUAGCUGAGCUCCGACGACAAAUGGCUG
Molecule: messenger RNA, 3130 nt
Organism: Doryrhamphus excisus (bluestripe pipefish)
Lineage: Eukaryota; Metazoa; Chordata; Actinopteri; Syngnathiformes; Syngnathidae
Gene: spag1a
Product: sperm associated antigen 1a
Cellular component (GO): cytosol
Molecular function (GO): protein binding
Source: RefSeq, a predicted model, not a curated record